AUGCUCAAAAAGUUACAUGAAAGUCAUUUAGGUAUCGAGAAAACAAAGAAACUAGCAAGAGAAUUCAUAUUUUGGCCUGGAAUAAAUGCAGAAAUAACUGAUGUUGUUUCAAAAUGCAGCAUUUGUCUUGAAAACAGAAACUCGCACACAAAAGAGCCAAUGAAGAUUUCAGAAAUACCAGACCUACCAUGGAAAGCAGUAGGAACAGAUUUAUUCCACUGGAACAACAACAAUUAUCUAAUGGUUGUUGAUUAUUACUCAAGAUAUUUUGAGAUAGCAAAGCUUGAAAAUACAAAAGCUACAUGUGUCAUCAAUCAUCUGAAAUCAAUUUUUGCAAGACAUGGGAUUCCUCAAUAUGUUAGGAGUGACUGUGGUCCACAAUACACAUCAGCAGAAUUCAAGAAAUUUUCAGAAGAGUGGGGAUUCACACAUCAAAAAUCCAGUCCAAACUAUCAACAGUCAAAUGGUCUUGCAGAGAGAUUCGUGCAAAGUGCAAAAAAAAACAUGCUAAACAAAGCACACAAAGAAGGCAAAGAUCCGUAUCUAAGUAUGCUUGCAUACAGGAACACACCAAUUGAAGAUGUAGGAUCACCGGUGCAACUUCUGAUGAAUCGAAGACUCAGAUCUACAAUUCCAGCAACAAACAAAAAACUUCGACCAAAAUGCGUAAAUCUGAAAACAAUUAGAGAAAAAAUACAAAACUCGAAGCAAAAAGUUUUACUACGACAGAAAUACAAAACCAUUGGAGUAUCUGAAGAAAAACGAUACCGUCAGAAUUCAACUUGA
Molecule: messenger RNA, 786 nt
Organism: Saccostrea cuccullata (small rock oyster)
Lineage: Eukaryota; Metazoa; Mollusca; Bivalvia; Ostreida; Ostreidae
Exons: 1
Coding region: 1-786 (261 amino acids)
Biological process (GO): DNA integration
Molecular function (GO): nucleic acid binding
Source: RefSeq, a predicted model, not a curated record